Fopius arisanus is the source of this 3461-nucleotide messenger RNA. Its product is annotated as ubiquitin carboxyl-terminal hydrolase 8. The record is from RefSeq and is a predicted model, not a curated record. Gene Ontology annotation, molecular function: cysteine-type deubiquitinase activity. Gene Ontology annotation, biological process: protein deubiquitination. Bases 243 to 3209 code for a protein of 988 amino acids. The transcript has 8 exons. NCBI's taxonomy places the organism in Eukaryota, Metazoa, Arthropoda, Insecta, Hymenoptera, Braconidae.
UCAAUAUGGCGACUGUCAGUGCUGAAUUUCGGUCCCUCAGUUAAACGUCACCGGUUGACUAUUUUUUAGCAGUCAUAUUAAAUUACUCAAUGUACAGAAAUGGUGCAAAGAUAUUAGAGAAUGUCAUGUGGAUUUUUAGAAGAUUAAAAUUGCCUGAAUAGUGUAUAUAUGCUGUAUUCUCAUUGAAUCGGACCUGUGUCCUUCAGUUCGAUGUUUUUUAUCAACGUGUAGUGACGUGAAUAAUGUCCACCAUGGUGAACCUGCGUAUUCAAGACAGCCCAGAGCUGGUGCACUGGACCCGAGAAGCAAAAAAGGAUUUUAAGGGUGUAAAAUCGACGGAUUUGAUAACGAGACUGCCAUUCAUGCUGAAGAAAGGACUUAUCAUGCAUAAGGAAAACAAGACCAAAGACGCUUAUAUUUUAUUCACAAGAUAUUUGCACGUUGCCGAGCUCCUUCAGAGGAGAAACUUAGAUGCUUCACUAAGGAAGCAAUUAAACGCUAUCAUAAAGAUCAAUGAAGCUAAGGAACUGCAAGAGGCCAUAAUAAGAACCGUCAAUGCAAGCAUUCCAGCAUCGAAAAACAUUCCCACUAAUUCUUUGAACAAUGCUCCAAACAAUAAAAGUUUGAACAAAAACAAUUCAAUUGAUAAAAACGAAGACGACCUAUUAAAUUUGCCAGAGAUUCCUGAUGACGAUCCCGUAGCUGAAGUCCCUGACGACUUUAUAUCGUGCACUGAACUGUUUCCCAUUAUCCAGGCCGGAAAAAGAUAUUUAAUAAUCGAUAUUAGAUCUCUCGAGGACUUCCAACAAUCUAGAAUCAAAGCUGAUAAAUGCAUUAACAUCCCUAAUUCUGAGAUAAUUUCUGGAAAAACAGCGAAAAAGUUUGAUCUUUAUCUCCAGAUGAAGAACCCAGGAUACGCAAAACUCUAUAGUGAAAGAAGCCAGAAAUUUGUGGACUUGAUUGUCCUAAUGGAUUGGGAUACCACUCGAUUAACGUUGACAGCCACCAAUCACGUCUCGAUAAUGAAAGAGAUUCUCACCAAGUGGGACUCAGGUGUGCAAAUCAGCAAGCAUUUAAUUCUUCACGGUGGUUUCUCUGAGUGGCUCAAUGUUUAUCCAUCGUUUACCACUAAUCCGGGAGUGCGAAGGCACGUCCCCAUGGACAAUAUUCUCGACGAAAUCCUGGAUGAUAUUAAAUACCCAGAUUGGAUGACUCAAGAAGGCUCUAAAUCCAUAAUAAAUUAUGCAUCGAAGAAUAAUAAUAACGAUGCAAGGCGAGGGAUAGAUAUUCCGGGAUUGCAUUCCAAAGUGAAUGACUCAAUGAUCAAUAAACGAUUAGCCCUGCCAAAUAAAUUACCAAUGAAUUACGCCUCGUACGAAGACGAGGAUGUCAAUAUGGAGUACCUCUCAAAGGAAAUCGACAGGCUUAACGUCGAAAAAGAGAAGCCAUUGCGACCUGUCGUUGACAGAAGCUGCAAACCUACAGCCCUCAUAGCAAAUCCUCAGCAGGAACAGACUAUUUCAUUGAUCACCAGAAUAACAAGCGAUCUCAAGGACCAGGAGAAGUGUGAGAGGCAAUCACUUCAGCUGGAGAACGAUAUCCUCGCCAUGCUUACAAAGAGCACCAAUAACGUUAACUCUGAUGAUGAUGAUGAUUUAGAGUCAAUGUAUGUUAAAAAGAAUACUGUACAGCAAACUAUUGCUGCCAUUGUUAAAGAUAAGGAGGAGAAGGAAGCUGAGUUAAAGAAGAUUGCUGGCGAUAUGUUGUCUCAAGUUAAUACAGACACUCAUGAGCAUAUGAAAAUGGGCACCAUGAAAAUACGAUUAUUAGGUAUUGUGAGAGAGAGGAAGGAAGUUCAACAAAAAAUAGAUGAAGCAGAAAAAAGAAGAGAAGAAGUACGUUUAAAGGGUUCCCCGAGACAUGAUGAUGAUUCGACUAUUUACAAAGAGCCUUUAAAAUCAGAAGGAUCUACCAAUAAUUCAGGAUUAAAGCGUUCGCUGUCUAGUCCAAACCUAGCCAAGAUGGAAGAUAGAAAGGUGCCUAUAAUUGAUAGAUCUUCAAAGCCACACGCGGUGCGGAGGAACUUGAAGGAAACAAACAACAAUAUAUCUGGAACAUCCUGGAAAGAUUCCUUCAAACGUAUGGACCCUGUGUACCGUGACUGCCAUCCUGGUAUUACUGGACUGAAAAAUUUGGGAAAUUCAUGCUAUAUGAAUAGUAUAAUUCAGUGCCUGAGCAAUACCGCUUUUUUAGCUAAAUAUUUUAAUGAUAAUGGAUACCAAGAUGACCUGAAUACAAACAGUGAUAAUGAGACUCGCGGGCAAAUCGCUGAGGAAUUCGCUCAAGUGAUUAAGGCACUGUGGAGAGGACAGUACAAGAGCAUUGCGCCCAGGGAUCUCAAGGAUACUAUUGGACACUUUAGGCUGCAAUUCGACAGCUGUGAACAACAGGAUUCCCAUGAAUUUCUCACAUUUCUUCUCGAGUGGAUGCAUAAUGAUUUGAGAAAAGAUAACAAGAUGAGGAUAGAUGGACCUCUGAGUGCUGCUGAAAAGGAGUGGGAGAAAGCACUCAAAGGACAGUAUUCAGUCAUUUCGAGGCUCUUUAUGGGACAACUCAGAUCAACAAUUUGUUGCACAACGUGCUCUGGAAAGAGUAUUACUUAUGAAACUUUCACCAGUCUCUCAAUAUCUUUGCCAGAGGCUAAUCGUUGCACUCUGGAUGACUGCAUAAGGCAUUUUGUGAGUGGCCAGAGGAUCUCAGGGUGGAAUUGUCCCCACUGUAAGACCGCUCGAGAAGCAACAAAAAAAUUUGAUUUCGUCAAAUUAGCACCAAUAAUGGUGAUUCACUUGAAUCGAUUUGCCGGAACUGAAGUUGGACUUGAGAAGAAAAAUACUUCCGUGGUUUUUCCACUAAUGGAUUUCAAUCUCAAACAAUAUCUCGUCGUAGACGCUGAUUCUAACACCUUAAAUCAUCCUCACAAUUAUAGUUAUAAUCUUUAUGGGCUUUCAAAUCACUAUGGCACCAUGGGCGGGGGGCAUUACACCGCUUUCUGUAAGAGUUCUACACUCAACAAAUGGUACAAGUAUGAUGAUCACUCUGUAUCUGAAAUCAGCGAGCAGAACGUCAGAUCGCAAAAUUCCUAUGCUUAUCUGCUUUUCUACACAUCACUUUCUUACGAAUCUUAUACCUACAUAGAUGAGAGCUCGUAAUUUCACUUGAAAGGAAUUUUAAUCCGCCACUGUCGAUGUCUCGAUAACGAUUGAUCCAACGAUAUGAGUCAUUUCCUCGAGACACUUGAAAUAUGAGAUUGUAUUCAUGUGUGUACACUGUAAAUAUGUAAAUACUCAUUUUAGCAUAAUAAUUGAAAAUUAUAGUCACUUGUUAAGCAGAAAAUCAUAAUUAUUGUGGAAAAUAGCCUUUCAAAAACUAUGCCGUUUAAUAAAAUGCUUUAUAUUAAUAAA